Molecule: messenger RNA, 1287 nt
Organism: Strongyloides ratti
Lineage: Eukaryota; Metazoa; Nematoda; Chromadorea; Rhabditida; Strongyloididae
Product: Proteasome component (PCI) domain and Winged helix-turn-helix DNA-binding domain and 26S proteasome, regulatory subunit Rpn7 family-containing protein
Exons: 2
Coding region: 1-1287 (428 amino acids)
Biological process (GO): proteasome-mediated ubiquitin-dependent protein catabolic process
Cellular component (GO): proteasome regulatory particle
Source: RefSeq, a predicted model, not a curated record
AUGUCGUUGAAUAACCAACUUAAUAUUGCUAAGUUAUUUGCUGAAGCUAAUAAUGAACCCAUGGAAGAAGGAACAGCUCUUGAAAAAACUACUGCUGAUAAUUUACCAGAUGAAACUCCAAAAUUUCCAAAAAUCGAAAUUUCACGUUUAAAAUUUUAUGCAACACAUCCAAAUAUAUCUCAAGAGAAAAAGAAUGCCUAUUUAAAAGAGUUAUUUGAAUUUAUCUGUAAGUAUGACAUGGCACCAUUUUAUGAAGAUCUUUGCCUGGAAUAUGGUUUAAAGAAAGAUGAACAAGUUCUUAAACAGAUGAAAGAGAAAAAUGAAAAACGCCUAUCUGAUAUAUCAAAAGAAUUAGAAGAUGCUGAAAUUAAUUUAGGUGAGACUGAAGUUAGACAAGCUUUACAAAAAAGGGCUGAAUAUUUAUGUCAAAUUGGAUGUAAAGAAAAAGCUGUUGAAGCUUUUGAAGCAACAUUUGCUAAGACAGUUGGUAUUGGUUUAAAAAUCGACAUUGUCUUCUGCCUUGUUCGUAUGGGAUUAUUUUUCAAUGAUUCAGUUAUGAUUGAAGAAAACAUAACAAGAGCUCAAAAAUUAAUUGAAGAAGGUGGGGAUUGGGAAAGAAAAAAUAGACUCAGAUCUUACGAAGCUAUUUAUAAAUUAGCAAAUCGUGAUUAUGAAAGAGCUGGUGAAUUGUUUGUUGCUGCUGUACCUACUUUUUCAGCUUAUGAAUUGAUGUCAUAUGAAGAUUUAGUUUUUUAUACAAUUCUUACAACUAUGGCUACAAUGCCAAGGAGAGAAUUAGCUGAAAAAGUUAUAAAUUGUAAUGAUAUACAGGAACAAAUUAGUUAUGUAGAUACUGAAAAGAAUGCUCAUACUAUUACAGCUGGAAAAUUUUUAAGAGCUCUUUAUGAUUGUAAUUAUGACAAAUUUUUAAAGAUUCUUUGUGAUCUCGAGGAUAAGUUUUUAAUUAUUGAUCCAUAUUUUUAUGAGCAUAUUCAUUAUUAUUCUCGUCACAUAAGACUAGUUGCUUAUGAACAAUUUCUUCGCCCAUAUGCAAGCAUCAAAAUUCAGAUGAUGGCUGAUAGUUUUGGAAUACCAAAGGAGAUUCUUGAUAAAGAGCUCCAUGAAAUGGCUGCUAGUGGAUUAUUAAAUUGUCGUAUUGACAGUGUUGAAGGAAAUGUCGUUAUGCAUGUUGCUAAUAAAAAGACAUCAUCUUUUAAAAUUUUACUUAAAGAAGGAGAUGCCGUUAUUAAUAGAAUACAAAAACUAUCCAGUGCUAUCUAUAAUUAA